AGGUAGAAAAUGGUUGCCUGCGUUCGCCUACUGUGAAGACUUAGAAUUAGACAACUAUAGCUUUGAUUCUCCAAGUGUUUCAGGAUGUAAAUGCAAUCUGUCUUUAUCCUGAUGGACAGUUAAAUCAUGGACAUGCUGAACAAUUUACCUUGGACUGUCCUUUCAAAAGAUGCUUUGGCUUCUCUCUCGAAUGCUCACUAAGCAUUUGUAGCUGACAAGGAAAAGAAAGAAAACUGUGAACUGGAAAGUUAUCUUACAAUGAAAAUUACGAGCACAUCUUGCAUCUGUCCAGUCCUAGUGUGUCUCUGUUUUGUGCAGAGGUGUUAUGGAACUGCCCACCACAGCUCCAUCAAGGUGACCAGAAAUCAAACCAAACACAUCGAAGGCGAAACCGAAGUCCACCAUCGCCCCAAAAGGGGAUGGGUUUGGAAUCAGUUCUUUGUUUUAGAAGAACAUAUGGGACCAGAUCCACAAUAUGUUGGAAAGCUGCACUCCAAUUCUGACAAAGGUGAUGGGUCUGUCAAGUAUAUCCUUACUGGAGAAGGUGCUGGGACUAUAUUUAUCAUUGAUGAUACCACUGGAGACAUCCACUCAACGAAAAGCCUAGACAGAGAGCAGAAGACCCACUAUGUGCUUCAUGCCCAGGCUAUUGACAGACGAACAAACAAACCUCUUGAGCCUGAGUCUGAGUUCAUCAUCAAAGUGCAAGACAUCAAUGACAAUGCUCCGAAGUUCACAGAUGGACCAUAUAUUGUCACUGUGCCCGAAAUGUCAGAUAUGGGUACCUCUGUUCUGCAGGUGACAGCUACUGAUGCAGAUGAUCCUACCUACGGAAACAGCGCUCGGGUGGUUUACAGUAUUCUCCAAGGACAACCUUACUUCUCCGUAGAUCCUAAAACAGGAGUUAUUAGAACUGCCUUACAUAAUAUGGACAGAGAAGCCAGGGAACACUACUCCGUGGUCAUUCAGGCCAAAGACAUGGCUGGGCAAGUCGGAGGGCUUUCAGGAUCGACAACAGUCAACAUCACGCUGACAGAUGUCAACGACAACCCCCCACGGUUUCCGCAGAAGCACUAUCAGCUGUAUGUUCCUGAGUCAGCUCAAGUCGGUUCAGCCGUUGGGAAGAUUAAAGCAAAUGAUGCAGACACUGGUUCAAAUGCUGACAUGACAUACUCCAUUGUUAAUGGUGACGGUAUUGGGAUAUUCUCCAUCUCCACCGACAAAGAGACCAGAGAAGGAAUCCUUUCCUUAAAGAAGCCAUUGAACUAUGAGAAAAAGAAGUCGUACACCCUCAACAUAGAAGGAGCAAACACACAUCUUGAUUUUCGCUUUUCUCACUUGGGUCCUUUUAAAGAUGCCACCAUGCUGAAGAUCAUUGUCGGGGACGUAGAUGAACCACCACUGUUUUCCAUGCCUUCCUACAUCAUGGAAGUCUACGAAAAUGCCAAGAUUGGAACUGUUGUUGGCACAGUUUUGGCACAAGAUCCUGACAGUGCUAAUAGCUUAGUAAGAUACUUCAUCGACUACAAUGGUGAAGAUGACAGAUUUUUCAAUAUUGAUGCUCAUACUGGAACUAUUAAGACAACACAGGUUCUUGAUAGAGAAGAAACUCCGUGGUACAAUAUCACAGUUGCUGCUUCAGAAAAGGACAAUCCUGGUUUGCUGAGCCAUGUCACAGUGGGGAUUAGAGUUCUGGAUGUCAAUGACAAUCCGCCACAACUUGCCAGGGAAUAUGAUAUUGUUGUCUGUGAAAAUUCUAAGCCUGGCCAGGUUAUUCAUACCAUCAGUGCCACUGAUAAAGAUGAUUUUGCCAAUGGACCAAGGUUUAACUUUUUUCUUGAUGAACACCUGUCUAUAAACCCAAACUUCACCCUGAAGGACAAUGAAGAUAACACAGCCAGCAUUCUGACAAGGCGGAGGAGAUUUAGUCGAACUAUUCAGGAUGUGUAUUAUCUCCCCAUUAUGAUCUCUGAUGGUGGAAUCCCCUCUCUCACCAGCAGCAGCACCCUCACCAUCAGGGUUUGUGCAUGCGAGAGAGAUGGGCGUGUGCGGACCUGCCGCGCGGAAGCGUUCCUGUCCUCGGCGGGUUUGAGUACAGGAGCCUUAAUCGCUAUUCUUCUCUGUGUUGUCAUCCUCCUAGCGAUUGUUGUACUUUUUAUCACCCUGAGACGCAGCAAAAAAGAGCCCCUAAUUAUUUCAGAGGAGGAUGUGCGGGAGAAUGUGGUCACCUAUGACGAUGAGGGUGGCGGGGAGGAAGACACCGAGGCCUUUGACAUCACAGCCUUGAGGAAUCCAUCUGCUGCUGAGGAGCUCAAGUACCGGAGAGAUAUCAGACCUGAAGUGAAACUCACCCCCAGACACCAGACACUGUCCACGCUGGAAAGUAUAGAUGUUCAGGAAUUUAUUAAGCAAAGACUGGCAGAAGCUGACCUAGAUCCCAGCGUCCCCCCUUAUGACUCUCUUCAGACGUAUGCCUAUGAGGGUCAGAGAUCAGAAGCGGGGUCUGUCAGCUCGCUGGAUUCAGCCACGACACAAUCAGACCAGGACUAUCACUACCUUGGUGACUGGGGACCGGAGUUUAAAAAGUUAGCUGAACUCUAUGGAGAAAUAGAAUCUGAAAGAACAACUUAGGGGGUCAAUUCUUACAACAUUCUAGAAUUUGCUUCCUAAGCAAGUGGAGAUAUAACCUCAGCCAUGACAAGGAAGAAGCGUGGAAACAGUACUUGGAACUCAGCAAGUUGUCCACAGCCACUGUAGAAACAAGUGCCCUUUUCACGAUUGAAACUGGGUUAUUUAAUCGGAAGAAAGU
Molecule: messenger RNA, 2809 nt
Organism: Pteropus alecto (black flying fox)
Lineage: Eukaryota; Metazoa; Chordata; Mammalia; Chiroptera; Pteropodidae
Gene: CDH18
Product: cadherin 18
Exons: 11
Coding region: 259-2631 (790 amino acids)
Biological process (GO): homophilic cell-cell adhesion; cell-cell junction assembly; adherens junction organization
Cellular component (GO): catenin complex; adherens junction; plasma membrane
Molecular function (GO): calcium ion binding; cadherin binding
Source: RefSeq, a predicted model, not a curated record